Morone saxatilis (striped sea-bass) is the source of this 3424-nucleotide messenger RNA. RefSeq names its product transducin beta like 3 (gene tbl3). Gene Ontology annotation, molecular function: U3 snoRNA binding; protein binding. The record is from RefSeq and is a predicted model, not a curated record. The coding region runs from base 127 to 2922 and encodes 931 amino acids. The transcript has 23 exons. Gene Ontology annotation, cellular component: small-subunit processome; nucleolus; 90S preribosome. Gene Ontology annotation, biological process: endonucleolytic cleavage in 5'-ETS of tricistronic rRNA transcript (SSU-rRNA, 5.8S rRNA, LSU-rRNA); endonucleolytic cleavage to generate mature 5'-end of SSU-rRNA from (SSU-rRNA, 5.8S rRNA, LSU-rRNA). Lineage: Eukaryota; Metazoa; Chordata; Actinopteri; Moronidae.
GACUCGGUUAGCAACAUGCGGGAUGGAUGUGUUGACUGUAGCCAACGUGGGAACUGAGUAAUAAGUCCUUUACACCGUCAUAGCUGUCGGAAUAUUUAGGUUUUUUUUGCAUUUCUCGUGAGCAAAAUGGCAAAUACAAAUCUCCAGUUCAAAACAAAUUAUGUUGUUUCCAGCAAGAUCGAACCGUUUUACAAAGGAGGAAAAGUGCAGAUCAGCAAGGAUGAAAAGUACAUCUUUUGCACCUGUGGAUCUCGUGUCAAUGUUUUGGAGAUCAGCACGGGGAAGAUCAUCCACAGUGUCGAGCAUGAUGAUCAAGAGGACAUCACAUCUUUUGCUCUCAGCUGCGAUGAUGAGUUGUUGGUAACAGCUAGUAGAGCUCUGCUGCUGAAGCAAUGGGACUGGAGGCAAGCUCAGUGUACUCGCUCCUGGAGGGCCAUUCACACUGUUCCCGUAGCCAGUAUGACCUUUGACUCCACCUCUACCCUCCUGGCCACAGGUGGCUGUGAUGGCACUAUAAAGCUUUGGGAUGUGGUCAAGCAGUACUGCACCCACAACCUGAAAGGGUCAUCUGGAGUUGUACACCUGGUCCAGUUCCACCCAGACAUCAGCAGACUGCAGCUCUUCUCCUCCUCUCUGGACUGUGGAAUUCGGCUGUGGGACCUGAGCUCCAGUCAGUGCGUGUGUGUGCUGCAGAGCCAUUACAGCGCUGUCACCUCCCUCAGCUUCAGCCCUGAUGGUGACACCAUGGUUAGCUCUGGCAGAGAUAAGAUCUGCACAGUGUGGGACCUGAAGAGUCGGAAAGCCAAGAGAACUGUAGCGGUCUAUGAGGCUGUGGAGGGUGUUGUGCUUCUGCCAGAGAACGAGGACCUCUCUCAGAUCGGAGUCAAGAGCAAGGACGUGCAUUUCAUCACAGCUGGCAGCAAAGGCAUAUUGAGAGUGUGGGAGGCCAGCACGGGGCGUUGUGUCUACACCCAGACCGCUGUGUCUGAAGAGGAGGAGGAGGAGGAAGAGAAGGACGACGACCCCCGCAGUCUAACGUACCUUCUUCACCUGCCCUCCUCCUCCAGACUGGCUGCAGUCACAGCAGAACACAACAUACUGCUGUACCAGCUGCCGGGUCUCACCACGCAGCAGCAGUUUGUGGGUUAUAAUGACGAGGUGCUGGACGUGAAGUUUCUGGGCAAAGAUGACAGCCACAUCGUGGUGGCCACCAACAGCUGCCAGCUGAAGGUGUUUGAGCUCCUCACCAACAGCUGCCAGAUCCUCUCCGGACACACAGAUACUGUCCUCUCAUUGGACGUGUUCAAGAAGGGAUUUCUCUUUGCAAGCUGUGCGAAGGACAGGUCAGUGCGUGUGUGGCAGAUGGACAGUGACAGUGGUCAGGUGCACUGUGUGGCACAGGGCUCCAGCCACACUAAUGCUGUGGGCUCCAUCACCUGCUCCAGGUUGAAAGCAUCGUUCAUAGUGUCUGGCAGUCAGGACUGCACCGUGAAGGUGUGGGAUCUGCCACCAGACUUGUCUAUGACAGGGGCGGACAUACAUCAGCUGACCCCCCGCGCCACAGAGAAGGCACAUGAUAAGGAUGUAAACAGCGUGGCGGUGUCGCCCAAUGACAAGCUGCUGGCUUCAGGCUCCCAGGACCGUACGGCCAAGCUGUGGUCGCUGGCGGGGGAAGGGAACGUGAGCCUUCUGGGGGUGUUUCGGGGCCACCGUCGCGGCAUCUGGGCCGUCUGCUUCUCUCCCGUGGACCAGGUGCUGGCCACAACCUCUGCAGACGGCACCACAAAACUGUGGAGCCUGCAAGACUUCAGCUGCCUCAAGACAUUCGAGGGUCACGAUGCGUCCGUUUUGAAGGUUGUCUUUGUGAGCCGAGGAACUCAGCUGCUCACCAGUGGCUCUGAUGGUUUAGUAAAGCUGUGGACCAUAAAGACCAAUGAAUGUGUGAAGACGCUGGACGCCCACCAGGACAAAGUGUGGGGUCUCCACAGCAGCCGCAAAGAUGACAAGAUGGUGACCGGCUCGGCAGACUCCAACAUCACCGUGUGGGUGGAUGUGACUGAAGUGGAGCUGGCAGAGGAGCAGGCCAAGCAGGAGGAUCAAAUACUCAAGCAGCAGGAGUUGUCCAACCUGCUCCAUGAGAAGAAGUAUCUCAAGGCCCUGGGUCUUGCAAUCUCGUUGGACCAACCUCACACUGUGCUCACUGUGAUCAAAGCGAUCCGUCAGGUGGAGGAUUGCCGCGAGCUGUUGGAGAAGACGGUGCUGAAACUUCGACUGGAUCAGAAAGAGUCGCUCCUGCGCUACUGUGUCGCGUGGAACACCAAUGCCAGAAACUGUCAGGAUGCUCAGGCUGUCCUGCAGGUGCUGCUCACACACCUGCCGCCCGAGGAGCUGCUGCAGUACCAGGGUGCCCGAGCCCACCUGGAGGGACUCAUCCCAUACACAGAGAGACACAUGCAAAGGAUUGGCCGUCUGCUGCAGGCGUCCAUGUUCUUGAACUACAUGUGGCAAAAGAUGAGAGUGGCUGGAGCACCAUCCAGCAUGGGCCAAGACGAAGAAAUGGAUACCACUCCUCUCGCACAGCCGUUCUUUAUGAUCGACAAGGAGAAAGGAAUGGGAAGCGGCGACGAGGAGAAACGAGAUGGAGACGACAGCGAUAGCGGGCAAGAGGAAGAUCCAAAUUGCCCAGUUGAAGAAGAAGAAGAAGAGGACGAUGAGGUCAGCGUCACCAAGAAAGCGUCUGCCACCAACGGGCGAGUAGAAAAUGGAGAGAGCACCAAAACAAACGGCAACCACCACUCUGAAAAUGAGGAGAGCUCGGAGGAGGAAGACCUGGAAGAAGACGAGAAGGAUCAGACGACAGUAAAAGUUUUGAAACGUCUCCCAGUCUCUUCCGCUCCACAAUGCCAGACAUUCGCCAGCUGACAGGGAUCUCCAAGCUCGUAACGGAUGACUCACUCCUGGAGAGAAAAAAAAAAUAUCACGGACCAUUAGCUGGAGUGACACACUGAAUGUGUGGCAGUGCAGGAAGAGACGGAGAGAGACAGGUGUGGAAUGAUGAUAAUACAGAUAAUAGGCCUCUCUGCGCAUUCCCUGUCUCUGCAGCUCAGGCGUAAAGAGUUUCUGUCUCUGAAUUUGAGGAGAUGUAAGCAACCUCCAGUCAGGGAGGAAAUAAUGCAGGGGAGAAAAGAUUGAAGGAAGAUAAAGCUGCAUUAACAUUCAGGCAUUGAACCAGUCUUAAUCCCCCCCCCCCACACACACACACAGAUUGCAUCGUCUAGUUCUGCAAUGUUGCAUAGUCCUGAUCUACCGGCUCAACCACAACUUCACAAGAGGUUCCUUAUAUAACCAUGGAUUAUUAUUUUUAUUUUUUUUGUCAUGACUACAAAUGUUUAUAAAAUAAAAAUGUGUUCUUUGUGAUUUAAAA